Drosophila biarmipes is the source of this 1037-nucleotide messenger RNA. Its product is annotated as keratin, type II cytoskeletal 1. Lineage: Eukaryota; Metazoa; Arthropoda; Insecta; Diptera; Drosophilidae. The transcript has 5 exons. Bases 43 to 921 code for a protein of 292 amino acids. The record is from RefSeq and is a predicted model, not a curated record.
CUGAAACUUCAAAGUCAACUUCGCAGAUGCCAGUUAAAUAAGAUGUGGAAAAUUCUGAUUAUUUGUGUGGUGAUGAGUGCCCUGAAUCAAGAAUCAUCUGGGGCUAACUCGAGAUCGAGCAGAAGGCGUCGCGCCUACGCAGGAGGAUACGCGGGAGGAUUUGCCAGCAGUGGAGGAGGAGCCGGUGGCUAUACGGGAUCCUAUAACAGCGGCGGUGGCGGCGUUGGACACAGCAGCUAUGCGGGAACUGGUUACGGAGGAGGUGCUGGCUACUACGACUACGACGACUAUGGUGGCAGCUCGCCCAACUUUGGCAUAAUCGACCCCUACCUUUUCCACCAGCAGCUGACGAACCACAUCCUGGCCCAGAACUAUGCCAACCAACAAGCUGUAACGGGAUUGGCCACGGCUGGCAAUGCUUACGCAUCUGCGGAUGCUUCUCUAGUCGACGACAACGAUCUUCGCAUCCAGCAGCAGAUUGCCGCCCAGCAGGCCUACCAUGAUAAUCUAGUGCGCCAGAAUCGCUAUAGAGGAGGUUCGAGCUCGGCGUCAGGAUCAGCCUCAUCUUCAGGAUCGGGCUCAGGAUCUGGUUACGGAUCCUACAACUCACAUCGAUAUGCACCCAGCUUUGCUUCCGCCUCGGGAUCUAUCGGACCCAACGGCUUCCGCCAGACGGCCUUUAUUAACCCACCCAAUCCUGCCUCUCCCAAUAUCGUAAAUCGCUUUGGAGGCGGAAGCGGCGGUGGCUCCUCUUUCUCCAGUUCCAGCAGCUCCGGAGGAGGCAGUGGUGGCGGCGGUGGCUACAAGGGCGUUUCGGUGUCAUCCUACAGCCACAGCAACGGAGAUGGAACCAGCCGACGUGGAGCCCAGACCACUGUCAACGACAACGGAAAGGUCACCUCGUACUCGGUGCACUCUUAGGAUGGUGGACGAAUCUCCGGCUAGGCUAACAUCUACUCCGGUCUAACAAAGCUUACCGAACCCCUUUAAUAGGUAUACAAAAAUAUAUAAAAUAAAUAUACGUGUAUUUUAUUGUA